Molecule: messenger RNA, 814 nt
Organism: Panthera uncia (snow leopard)
Lineage: Eukaryota; Metazoa; Chordata; Mammalia; Carnivora; Felidae
Product: cystatin-C-like
Exons: 3
Coding region: 103-546 (147 amino acids)
Molecular function (GO): cysteine-type endopeptidase inhibitor activity
Source: RefSeq, a predicted model, not a curated record
GUGGGGCUGAGGGAAUAAAAGCGCGGCGGCCAGCUGGGUGCUGCUUAUCUACGUUGGAUCACUUCCUACGGUAACCUGUGCGCUGUCAAUCGCGAACACACCAUGGCCGGGUCCUUGCGCACCCCGCUGCUCCUGCUAGCCGCUGUGGGCCUGACUCUGGCCCUGGCUGUGAGUCCCGGGACCGGCAGGAGAAACAACAAGUCUGCGCUGGUGGGCGCCCCGUUGGACGCCGACGUCAACGAGGAGGGCGUGCAGCAGGCGCUGAACUUCGCCCUCAGCGAGUACAACAAGGCGAGCAACGACGCGUACCACAGCCGUGCGAUGCGGGUGGUGCGUGCCCGAAAGCAGGUUGUGGCUGGGAUGAACUACUUCUUGGACGUGGAGAUUGGACGAACCAGAUGUACCAAGUCCCAGCCCAACUUGGACACCUGUCCCUUUCAUGACCAGCCACACCUGAUAAGGAAAACGCUCUGCUCUUUCCAGAUAUAUACUGUACCCUGGAUGGGCAAGACAUCCCUGGUGAAGUCCAGCUGCCAGGAUGCAUAGAGGACCCUGUGACAGGCUGGGUUGCUCUGGCCCCCUUCUCCCACCCCGCUCCCCCCUUGUAGAACUCCUAAUCCUUGGAAGGGUGGCCCUGUCCAGGUGAUGUCCCCUCAAUGUGCUGGUCCCAGGAGACAAAUAGAAAAGGGUUCUGGGGCAUUUUUUGAACAUGCUAAGUGACUGUAACUCCUUUCUUUUAAUUGUUUUCCAAAUGCACCAGUAUGUAGUGCACUUGUUCUGCUCUGUCUUCAUCAAUAAAAGGUAACAUCAGCUA